Messenger RNA from Cryptomeria japonica (Japanese cedar), 2083 nucleotides. Its product is annotated as SUPPRESSOR OF GAMMA RESPONSE 1. Gene Ontology annotation, biological process: regulation of DNA-templated transcription. The coding region runs from base 301 to 1641 and encodes 446 amino acids. The transcript has 7 exons. Gene Ontology annotation, molecular function: transcription cis-regulatory region binding; DNA-binding transcription factor activity. The record is from RefSeq and is a predicted model, not a curated record. Gene Ontology annotation, cellular component: nucleus. NCBI's taxonomy places the organism in Eukaryota, Viridiplantae, Streptophyta, Pinopsida, Cupressales, Cupressaceae.
GACCAGACCUGUGACCAAAUCUAGUUUCAAUGUUCUGAUCAACCUCGUGAAUUUAAGAUUCUGUCGGAACUUCACGCUCGGAGGACACCAAGCCUCCACAACGUCUCUUUAGGCCGUUUCCCGCCCUCAUAUAUAGUUUGUAUGAUGGGGAGGCAACACAAAAUAGAGCAUUUGGCAGUGCACUAUUUGCUCAGGGUUUUAAAGUAACUUCGCACUUCGCAGGGUUUAUGCUGGUUUUUGCUAAGAAUUGUAUGAGCUGAAAGAAGUUGCUGUUGGAAAAUUUUCACAUUCGAGUACCCGAUGGCGAGGCAAUGCAGAGCAUUUAUUAUUGAUGGUCAUGGAUUUGCAACGAAAGUAAGAAAUACAAGAGGACAGAAUUGGAGAAGUGAUGCCAGCAUUGUUUGCCCUAACUGCGACUAUACAAUCGAUAAUACUCAAGUUUCGCCAGACUGGCCUGGGCUACCUGCAGGUGUGAAAUUCGACCCUUCAGAUCAAGAGCUUUUGAGACAUUUAGCAGAAAAAGUUGGAAUUGGUAAUGCAAAGCCUCAUCCAUUUAUAAAAGAAUUUAUUUUGACGCUGGAAGAUGAGAGUGGAAUUUGUUAUACACAUCCUGAAAAUUUGCCAGGAAUUAAACAAGAUGGCAGUAUAACCCACGUUUUCCAUAAAACAAGCAAGGCUUAUACAACAGGACAUCGGAAGUGUCGAAAAAUAACAAGUGAUGCUUCUAGUGGAGGAGAAGUACGUUGGCACAAGACAGGCAAAACAAAGCCUGUAAAGGAAAACGGAAUACAAAAAGGAUGUAAGAAAAUCAUGGUUCUAUAUACUACUGCGAAGGGCUCAAAAGCCUGUAAAACAAAUUGGGUCAUGCAUCAGUACCAUCUCGGUUUAGAUGAAGAUGAGAAAGAUGGUGAAUUUGUUGUAUCGAAGGUCUUUUAUCAACAAGAAUCUAAAUUCGAGAAAAAUGAUCAGGUACAUCAAGAGUAUCCUUCGACUUCCACCAGUAAGGGGGAUCCAGAAACACCGAAUGCGAUCACUCCUCCCCUGCAACCACGAAACACACAUGCUUGCCUGGAUUUCGUCAAGAAAGAGCAAACUCCUCAGGCAGUUUCACCUCAGGCUGCAUAUCUUGAUGCAACAACUCAUCAAGAUUACAAGGGGAAGGAGAUAGAGUAUGACAGAAGUUACUUGGAUGCAACACUGGGUUACUAUCCAUCAUGCUGUGCAGGUGAAUCUCAGUUUUUUGACUCUCAGUUAAUUGACUCUCAGGAGUCUCCUCUUCUUUGUUACGAGAUGUUUGGGAACCAGGCUUGCCAAGGGACUGCUCAAGCUGCGAGCUCCAUGCCUGAUCUCUCUGAAUGUGGUCGAAUUGGGGGCAAUGUAUCUGAACUUCGUCAGAAGGGGAAUUCGAUGUUUCCUAAAAAUCGUUCCAUAGGAAACCACGAGAAAGGAAGCAGCAAUGCAAAUCAGGAACCUGAGAACGAAUACACUCAAAAUGUCGAAGCAAGACAAGUGGACACAUCUGUGGACCCUGUCCUGGCAAAAAUCUUCUUCGACACACCACCCGAUGGGUUAAUUACUUUCUCGAGCUCGCAAGAUACCGAAACUAUACUUAACUGGUUGAAGUCAGAUGAUGAUAUCUAGGUGAGGGUCUUUCUUAUACAGGUUACCGUUCAUGACAAUGGAGUUGUUAAUAUGCACCUAUUCCCAAAAGUUUUUAAACAGAUUCUAUUUAAAUUUUGCAAUGUCACCGGAAGCAGCAAACUGUAAAAAUGGCAUUUUGAUUAAUUUAUGGUCGCAGCAAACUGUGUAUAUGAUAUUGUGCAGUCUAAAUAAGUCAUUUUUGGGUUGAAUUUAUCUGUUUUAAAUUCAUCGCUUAUGCCAAAAAGUUCAUAGGCAAAUUUUGUUUAUAUUUCUAAGUGACAUGGUAUGCAAAACUGGUCAUUAUUUUCGACCAGCAUUUAUGUUACUGUACCUGAAGAUUUCUAUGUAGGCCAUUUUGGAACAUGGUCCUCUGGAAAUAUGUAAGGCCUUUGGACUACUUGAUUAAUAAAGUAUUAUUAUUUGUGCAAAUAUUCUUUGCCAA